ACAUCACAAGAGGAGGGGGAGGGGUGCGGGCUGGCCGCAGCCUCUGGAGGCUGUUGUUUUUUAACGGGUCAACAACAAGCGUUUGACUUACCGCCGGCUGAAGGGAGAGGCGGCAGUUACCUUGGCGUAAAGAUGUCGGAGAGUUCCAGCGAUAGUGAAUCAUCCUGUGGUUGGACCAUAAUUAACCAUGAAGGUUCUGAUGUGGAGAUACUUAGCUCAGACAAAGGAGAAGCUGAAGGCAUUUCACAGCCUUCACCAGAUCAACAACUUGACAAACCUUUUGAAUUGCAAGCAGAAGAAGCUGAGCACCCAGAACUACCAAUGGAAACUCUUCCCACCUCGGUUACGUUAGCAGAAAAAGAAUUAUUCUCUGAGCCAGCAAAAGGUAAAAUGGCUGAUGACAGUACUUUUGUUGGUGCAACUAGUGAUGAUUCAGAUAUUGUUACCCUUGAACCGCCACCUGUAGAAGAUCUUCAGGCUGUCCAGGAGGAAACUGAAGUUGCAGCACAAGAGCAAACAAACUAUGAUGAAUUGAACCUAGGCUCGUCUUCCAGCAGCCAGUAUACCUUUGCUCCACCAGAAACUGUGUCCACAAUUGAAGAAAGCAGAGAUGAAUCAAGUAGUGAUGAAACCAGUGGUAAAUCGAGCCCCACACUGCGAAGGCGGCGUAUUAGAAAAAAAACUAUGUCUUCUUCUGAAACUGAGGAGAAACCUGAUGAGGAUGUGGUGGAUGGUGAACAGCAGCAGCAGCAGCAUCGCUUCAAUACCACUCUGAAUAAAUGCAUUUUACUUGCACUGGUUAUCGCUUUCAGCAUGGGAUUUGGACACUUCUAUGGAGACAUUCAAGAUGGCAGCCAGUUGCCUCUGAAGAGGGGAACGACCCAAAUUCAGGAACAGCAAAAAAUAGUGAAGAAAAUUCAUGAAGAGGAAUUGAAUGAUGUUAAAGAUGAUCUUUUUCAGUGUCAAAAGGAUCAAGCUGGAACUGAGGAACUUUUGGAAGACAUAAAGGAAAAACCGGACAUGUUGCUUACCCUGACAGAGCUUAUGGAUAAGAUGAAAAAAGAAAACGAACAGCUCAAAGAAAAACAAGCUGAGCUUCAGUCACAGGGAGAAAACUUGGAAAUACGCUUGAAACAGACUGUGGAUGAGAAGCUUUCUGUUGAGUCACGUCACCAAAUACUUGCUCAAGAAAACCAGCGUAUGAAGGAAUCUCUGGAGCAUGAAGAGAAGGCACUAUCCUUGCUCCAGAAUGAGCUUCGGAAGCUGAGAGAACAAAUCAGAACAUUAGAAGGAAAGGGAGUAGAUGCUGAGAUAAUCAUCACUGAAAAUCAGAAGCUGAAGGAUCACCUGGAAGAAGAAAAGCAACAGAUACAUAAUUUUCUUCAACAGAAGGGAAACCUUGUGAAUGAGGCUCAGAUAUUAAGAAAGGAAUUAGACAAGGAAAGGGAAAUUACUGAUGCUCUGCGUAAGGAGCUGGAAUCUUUGAGUCAUCUUCAGUCCUCUGCUAAUUCAGAACAAGAAGGUAAAGAUACAGAGAACUUGCAGUCUAGACUUGCAGAACUGGAAAAGAAAUUAGAUUUUGAGCAGCAACGCUCUGACUUGUGGGAGAGACUUUAUGUUGAAGCUAAAGAAGAAAAAGAUGAUCCUGAAUUUAAGAAAAAUUCAAAGAAGCCAGAUAGGAAGCCAAAUCAGGGGUUUUAUGGUACUCGCGGUAAAAAGUACCAACCGAAAGAAAGUUUUAUGAGAUCUGUUAAGAAUGGUUUUGAUGCUGUGAAAAACUCAACUAAAGAGUUUGUGCGUCAUCAUAAAGAAAAAAUUAAAUUGGCAAAGGAAGCUGUAAAAGAGAACCUUAAAAAAUUCUCGGAUUCUGUUAAAUCCACAUUCCGACAUUUCCAAAAUUCAGCCAAAAAUUUAUUUCACAAAAAUAAGAGACGUGAAGAAGCACAGGAUGCAAAACCUAAACGUCAAGGGUUCUGGCAACGUCAUGACCACCCUUGUAGAGUAAACCAGCAUGGUGUUCAUGGAGGCAAAGAUUCCUGUCAGUAUAAACCCAGAGAAACCGCUCAUGCACAGUACCAGUACAGUGAUACAAGGAAACACAACAAAAUGUACACCAAGGAGCCUAUCAAUUUUGAAAGGAGUACAAGUGAACAUGACAACUUUGGAAAACACAUCCACUAUAGGAGCCCUAAGGGUUGCUCUGGUGUAUUUGAAUGUGCCCAUCAAGAAUCGCUGAGCCUCUUUAAUAAAGUCCUCGAUCCCAUCAAGGUUGAAGAUUUCCAUAAGCUUCUACAUAAUUAUCUUCAACAAGAGGUAGUUGAGUUUCAACGCUGGAGUGAGCUGGAGAAAUUUAUAAAUCGAUUCUUUCAUAAUGGCCUUUUUAUACAUGACCAAAUGUUGUUCUCUGAUUUUGUCAAUGAUGUUGAGGAUUACCUUGAAGAUAUUGCAGAACACCAAGAAGAUAAAGUUGAUCCUUUUGAUGACCUAGAUGAAUAUAUUUAUAGGCACUUUUUUGGGGACAAUUAUUUCAAUCGAUUUGGACCAAGUCAGCUUUAUGAUGCUGGUAAAUACAAACAGUACGGAAAGCAGUCAUCUAGAAAUGCAGAUGGCUCCAGAUACCAGAGGCAUGAAAGGAAACACCAGCAUACGUAUCACCAGAAAGAACGUAAAUGGAACAAGCCAGGCCGUACCAAUGGAAGACAAAUGGCAAACGUUGAAAUUGAGCUGGGCCCAAUGCCUUUUGAUCCAAAAUAUUAAUGGUUUUUACAUGUAUCAGUGUGUGUUUGAAAUGUUUAGACCAGAUCCAUCUGACUGCUCUUUGUGAUACAUGCCUAAGAAUGAUGAUAUUUUUUUCAAACAAUUUGCAUUUCAUUUGACUUUGAAUAAUAAGACUGUAGAGGUAGCCUAAUAACUUUCCAUCUCUAAUUGCAAAGUACUGGUCAAAAACUUCCUAAGCAGUUGCAUUGUGCAAGUAUGUUAUGCUAAGCACAGUUUAGCAUUAUGAAAAAGACUAAAAAGUUGCAGGAGCUUUAAUGAAUUUACUAUGUCUUUGUGUGUACUGGUGUAUGUGCAUGAGAUUGAAGUCUCAUUUCUUCCUUAGCAAGUUUGUAAUUUGCUAUCAUGUGAACGUAAAUUCCAUAAGGUGUAAAUUAUUAAUAUUGGUGUGCAGAAUUUCUUUUAUUUUAGAGACUGUAUUUUUAUUCUGUGGUGAAAAUUAGCCAUUUCUGUUCUUCCCUUCCCCCUGUUGUGGAAUGAUUUUGCACAGAUUCUAUUGCGAUUCCUGAAGGGGAAGAAAUGGGUUAUGCUUUUAAUUUGAAUUUAGUAACAUUGCAGCUACAUACCUUUUUUUCCAUUUGACAAAAUAAACAAUUGUAGGCAAAUUACAACAUUGAUAGUAAAGUGAUGGCUUAACUCUGUUUGUUUAAUAAACAGCCAUGUGUUGAGUUUUUAUGAGUGCUUCAGAAUCCAACAACCAGGAAAGAUCCAAAAAUAUUUUACAUGUAUACAAAUUUCUCUUACUAGCUGCAGGGCCAGAUAUGACUGCUGUUUUAAAAAAAUAAAUUCUGUAAUUUUGAAAUAACCUUUUUUGUUGUUUGUAACUGCUUAGUUUGAACCAUUUUUACAACUAUCACUUGACUUUCUCGAUCAAUUCAUUAUUAGUGACUUAGAAUAAACUCAUUUCCAAUAAGGGAAAUUUUCAUGUUGGGCCAAAAUAUUUGAGGAACCUCUUUAGGUGCGAUCUUUGUUUUCACUGAUAUGGUUACAUGAUCUGUUAAGUGAUAAUAAUAAUAAAAAAAAACUAUUAUUUAGGCACUUGGAGGGGUGGGCGUGGUUAUGAAUAUGCUGUAUUGGUGUGUGGUUGAAUAUGGCUUCUGUAAUUUAACUGCUUUGUGAUGUGUGUUCCAACUGUUGAGUACAAUGGUAGAAGUUUACUUCUGAAACUGAGGAAAGGAGCAAUGCCAGUAUAAUUUCUUGUUCAGAACCUUGUUUUUGAGGAGGAUCAAAACUGGUUCUGGUGGAGCUGAAGCAUGUGAACAGCAGUAUUAUUUCUGCUACAGUAAACACUUGCAACUUCCUGACUGCAUAAAAAUACAUUUAAAAAUAAUGCUUUUAUAAUUGAAUUUUAGACUUGCAGUACAUCUUUAGAAUGUGCAGAUUCUCAGCUAGUUCUCUCAUCAAUAUAAUUUCGAUCCAUAAUUGUUAUUUAUUUUAAACUCCAUCAUCUCUGUUCUUGGUAUCAGUCCCUUUGGCAUUUCAGAGAAUGCACGUGUACAUAGAGCAUGGCUGCACAUGUUGGGCAAUGAAUAAGAGCCCAUUCUGCCACUAAUUUCCUGAGAAGAAAACUAUUGGGAGUCUGUCCUUGCUUCUGAUGUCAUUCCUCUAAUGAAUCCCCUGUAUUUAUUUUAAAAUCUUGGGUACAAAUUGAAAGAGCCCUACAUGUUUAAGAAAACAACCUGCAUGUGCUUUUUUGACCUUUUUUUUACAUUAGUUAAGUAAAGGUACCUCUUAUUUUUGGGGUGAGAUCUUAGCUUUUCCGUGUUUCCUAUGUGAACCAUUUGAAUUCUUGGACCAAUACAUUUUGCUUUGCGCAAACAUAUAUUUAAAGAAUCACCAUUUGAUGUUGCUUUACUUUUUCUGUAGUCAUUUACUCAAACCUGUUGCCUUCAACCCACGAGUAUCCAAUUCCAGAUUCUUCUCACAUUCUACAUCUCUUUUCUAAUUUAAUCAUAUUGCUAGAGAAAUAUAGGUAAAUAAGAAUUAGCAAUACAAAAUAGAGACAAAUGUUUCUUUUUUUUUCUGAUUUCUUUAAAAACAAUUCUCACCUCUGGUUUGUCCACAAGGUUUUUAGGAAGGCUGAUUUUAGUGCAACAUAUUUGAACACCUAAAAGCAGGAAAAGAAAACACUCCUGACAUAUUUGACAUUGCUGUAUCAUAAGUUUCAGGAUGGCAGUGCUGCAUAAUGCAUUAACGGGCAUGUUUUCAACCAAAUGUGUAUCAAUUGAUGCUUCACAAAAUUGUCAUGUGUUCAAUAAAUUGGUCUAAUAUUU
Molecule: messenger RNA, 5048 nt
Organism: Hemiscyllium ocellatum (epaulette shark)
Lineage: Eukaryota; Metazoa; Chordata; Chondrichthyes; Orectolobiformes; Hemiscylliidae
Gene: ccpg1
Product: cell cycle progression 1
Exons: 11
Coding region: 133-2757 (874 amino acids)
Cellular component (GO): membrane
Source: RefSeq, a predicted model, not a curated record